Tuber melanosporum (Perigord truffle) is the source of this 2200-nucleotide messenger RNA. RefSeq lists its product as uncharacterized. Gene Ontology annotation, cellular component: box C/D methylation guide snoRNP complex; small-subunit processome. Gene Ontology annotation, molecular function: histone H2AQ104 methyltransferase activity; RNA binding; rRNA methyltransferase activity. NCBI's taxonomy places the organism in Eukaryota, Fungi, Ascomycota, Pezizomycetes, Pezizales, Tuberaceae. Gene Ontology annotation, biological process: rRNA methylation; box C/D sno(s)RNA 3'-end processing. Bases 81 to 1640 code for a protein of 519 amino acids. The transcript is spliced from 7 exons. The record is from RefSeq and is a predicted model, not a curated record.
CGCUGCUUAUCACACGACCCACCACGCCCCUCGCCUCACCAUCUCAACUCCCUUCCCGCCCUACACUUGUUGCCACAAGAAUGUACCCCUCCAACAGUCGCCCAGGAGGCUAUGGCACCAAUGGAACCUACGAGAUCACACCCAUGAAGCCCAGCGAGCAUUCUCCAACUUGGCUAGGGAAAUGGAGCGUCCAAGACAGACCAUUACCCGAAAAAACAGCUAUCAAAGCCAUCCAUGUCUACGACUUCGAUAACACGCUUUUCAAGUCACCGCUUCCUAAUGCGAAGAUCUGGCACGCUAGUACACUUGGGCAGCUGAUGAAUCGGGAUAUCUUUAAAAACGGAGGUUGGUGGCAUGAUUCGCGAAUCCUUGCAGCUACUGGUGAAGGCAUCGAGGUCGAGGAACCACGGAGUUGGGAAGGCUGGUGGAAUGAACGGGUCGUGACUUUAGUCGAGCUCUCCAUGCAACAAAAGGAUGCGCUCACGAUUCUUCUCACUGGGCGUUCCGUGGCGGAGUUUGUGCCCCUUAUCAAGCGGAUGGUUGCCAGCAAAAAACUCAAUUUCGACAUAAUCGCGCUGAAGCCUGAGAGAGGGCCUGGUGGAGAGAACAUCAAGAAUACCAUGCAUUUCAAGUGCAUGUUCUUGAAUGAUCUCCUCAACACCUAUAUCCAUACCGAUGAGGUCAAGGUUUAUGAGGACCGCGAAAGACACGUGAGGGCGUUUGAAUCAUUUCUUAAGGAUUACAUUCGAAUCAAUUGUCACAAUAAUAAUCCAAGAAUUGGUCCGACAGCGGAUGUUAUUCAUAUCGCUGAGGAAUCUACGCUUCUUGACCCAGUCACUGAGGUUAGGGAAGCUCUGAAGAUGGUUGAGGAUCAUAACCAUGUUGCCCCAGGGGGCACUGGGCGCUUGGUCAUCAACAAGACGGUCAGUUACACCGGUUACCUUUUAGCACCCGCAACGACCUCUCGUUUACUCAACACCCUGAAUAUCCCGGGACUUGCGCGGAAUCAUAAGGACAUAAGACUUAAUGGUACUGGGAUCCUGAUAUCUCCUCGCGCCGCCGAUAACCGUGUCUUGACCAAUGCUGGCCCCUUGGGAACGACAGUUGACUUUUUGGUGACUGGAUGGGGUCACUUUGAGAAUAAAGUUUGGGCAGCAUUGGCACAGCCCGUGGAUCCAAACUACAAGGUUUAUAGUGGUGAUCAUCGCCCGGUAAUUAUACUUGCGAUCCGUCGCGACGGGAAACCUAGUGAUGCUCAGAAAAUCACAACCUGGCAGCAGGUUCCGACUGGUAACUUUGUCGUUAGAACGAUGAUCGCUGAGAAAGCCUAUCUUCGCGUCGAAGGCGAGAGCUACCAGUCAGAGGAAAAGCCUUCGCUCCACCCAUCCCGUCGUGGAAAUUUUCAAGGUCGCUACGUUUCCUAUGACCGGUUCAACCCAAACCGUGGCCGCGGUGGCAGAGGUCGCGGGCGCAGUCACGGUCCGGGCAUUGCUGGGAGAAGAGGAGCCAACGCAGAGAACAGACAGGAAGUCCAUGCGGUAGACAGGAAUGGCGGAUAUCAUGCUUACGAACGCCACCAGCAAGGCACUAGGCCCGUAGAACCCCAGGAUAUGCAGUUCAUGAGCGAGAUGUAUGAAUAGUGGUGCGUUUGUUUGUGUUUUAGUCUUUCAACAGGCUUGGUGGGGAGGUUGGUCACGGUUGGCUGGAGUUCUGUGCUGUAAUGUACUCCAGUUUACACCUUGGAUUUGCGGCGUUUGCGACUAGCUGGUACCGCUUGAUGCUGUUGGUUUAUCCAUUGACAAUGAGCUGUAUGGUAAAACGAUGUCAAGUGAAAUAAAAGCAGACGUGUGGGUAUGGCGGCAGGGAGUUACCGGAUAGAACAACAUUUCCGAUAUCCUUGGGGAAUUUCAUUGUCCUUGGACAUUCCUUUGAAGGCCUUUAAUAGGUUAAAAUUUUAUGGUUAGGAGUGUAUCUGAGUUGAUGUUGCAGCAAUGAUCGAUGGGUUGGGAAUGGUGAUGGGUAUUAUGGAACGGAUGGCUGGUCUAGGAUGCCCCAAAGAGAUGGCUGGUUAAUGGAGGUUUGGUUGGAACUGAUACCGGGGUGGAAUGUAUCCACCGGGGUCAUAACCACGCGACCGGGGCCAGGUAGCUGGCGUUGCAACAUAUGUACCUAAACACUAGAUCAUAUAAGUAAUUCUGCA